Schistosoma spindalis is the source of this 348-nucleotide messenger RNA. The record is from the annotation of a GenBank genome assembly. Lineage: Eukaryota; Metazoa; Platyhelminthes; Trematoda; Strigeidida; Schistosomatidae.
AUGAUCAAAUUGAAAUACUAUACGGUUGCCGGUGUAAAUUAUUCAGUACACAGAAUAUGUUUGCGUAACAAUACGAUUCCCACAAACUUUCCAAGGGAGAAUCUGGAUGUGUGCAAUUCGGAUCUGUGUAAUAAUCGCAUAAUUCGCGAUCAUCUAAAUAAUUCAACAACUCAUGGUUCAGGAGUUACAAGUAAAUUUUGUGGACCUAAAUGUGAUCAACUGAAUCCUUCGAAUUUAGUCGAUUGUUGCUCAACAGAUCGAUGUAAUGGAAUGACAAAAUUAUCUAUUCAUCGUCAUGUUAUUGUUGUUCUGUUUGUUUGCAUGGGAAUCAGUAAAUACAUUCUAUGA